AUGACUAUUGGCAAGCGCUCUGACGACGCACCAUUCCCCUCGUCGUCACCCCAAUCAAUUACUGCAGACAUGUCUGGCUCCAACGCUUGGACCUUCGACGUGUCCACGCGCAACAGGCUCUUGAAGAAAUACAAGACUCAAGUGUCUUCGGCGGCCUCGACCAUCUGCGCUACCAUCUCACUGGUGAGUCUUUUCUCGAGGGACUUUGCGCCUGCGAAGCACAGCUUGGUAUUCGUCGGGCCCGAUGCUAAUUUCGUCUCAACUCGUGGACAGAUUCCUCUUGAGAAUAUCAAGACCCGAAUGCAAACCCAUGACUUUAAGAACGUUUGGCAAUGUGCUCGCUACCUUUGGCGUAAUGAGGGAUAUCGUGGCUAUGUCGCUGGCGCCCUUCCUCCGCUGGCAAGUGUCACAGCAGUGCGCGUCGUCAAUUUCACUGUGUACCAUUCAUUCACUGGCAUCAUAUCUGAUGCCGUUGAGAACAUGACUGGCUUCAACCCUGUGGCUGACUAUAAGCGACCUGGAAGCACCCCGACCAUGCUUGGAGUGAUGACUUUUACCACUGCGGGCAUGGUCUCGGGUUUGUUUGCUUCUCCUCUUGCUUGCCCCUUUGAACUGGCGAAGAAUGUCGUUCAAACCUCCGUUUUGGUCUCCAACCGCGCAAUGGCAGCUCCGGAUGCCGCUCGGGACCAUUCGCUGCGUUACAAGCCUCGCCUUGGUACCAUCGCGGCAAUCCAACAGAUCGUCAAGCGCCAUGGAGUCCGAGGGCUGUACACCGGCUUCCGCCUGCAUGCGAUGCGUGACACCAUUGGCACCGGCAUGUACUUCGCCAUCUAUGACACCGUGAAGCAGACCGCAGAAAGACAACUGGGUUGGCACAAGAAUGAUCUCGGGUCAACCAUGCUCGCCGGGGUGAUUUGCAGCACUGUCCCCUGGGUCUGUACAUAUCCUUUAGACACGCGCAAGACCCGCGCUCAGAGUGUCCUCCUCGGCAAGAGCCAGGAGAUCGGCGAGGCCUCAAAGGCCAUUGCCAAAUCGAGUACUUACAAGGGCAUCUCGAUCAUCAUGCUCCGGACGGGGCUAAACAACAUGAUACUGCUCAGUCUCAUGGAGUACUUUAAACGGCUCAUCAACGAGUUGCCAGACUGA
Molecule: messenger RNA, 1146 nt
Organism: Penicillium arizonense
Lineage: Eukaryota; Fungi; Ascomycota; Eurotiomycetes; Eurotiales; Aspergillaceae
Product: putative mitochondrial carrier protein
Exons: 5
Coding region: 1-1146 (381 amino acids)
Biological process (GO): transport
Molecular function (GO): transmembrane transporter activity
Source: RefSeq, a predicted model, not a curated record